AAUGCUACACACCUUCACUAUGCUUUGUCUCACGUCCUCAACCAACAUAAGUACUAGCCAUGUCAGUAGUUACGUAUCCACAUGAAAAUUCCAUUUCUGGCACUAUUGUGGUAAAGAAAAUAUUAAAUCUGGUAAACUGAAGAUAGCUGGAUUAACAGGAAAGAAAAAAGAGACUUCUGUUUUAGCCAAGAUGAAAGAUGCACAAGACAUCCAGGAAGUUUCAGAGGCCCUCAAGGGUGAAGUUCACAAGCAGGAAAAUAAAAAGGAAACACCAGAGCAGAAAGACAAACUCAGAGCUUCUCCAAUGAGAAAUCAAUCUUCAGUACAUUUUUUCUCCCUGAAGACAGACUCGCACACCACAACACUGCCAUUGUCACAAUCAUUAUCCUCUGAACUGUCUCUUGGCUACUAUCCGUCUAGUCCUCAGGUUAGCAGAGCAACUGUAUCCACGGUGGCACCACUGGCUUUAAAAUCUAUGGUUAUGAGCUCUUCCCGAACAGACAACAGUCUUGGAAACAGCUGCUUGUUACUUUCAAAGAAUCAGACCCUUGACCCUGAGUUACCUGUGGCUGGAGACGGAGAGGAUUAUUUCCUGUCUUUGUUUGGUGAUUCCAAGAAACUUACUUCAAGCUCAGUCUAUGCCAAGGAUCCUUACAAACACUUCUCUACAAUUCUUGAAGAAGCUGGUAAAUCUAUAUCCAGUUCUCUUGGAGACAUUCAGAUAGCUGAAGUGAAUGUCAAGGGUUUGUUUGUGAAGCUCAUUAAUUCUUCCCUUGACAAAGAAGUGAGGAUUGGAAAUCAUAUUCUCCAACAAAACGUGGAAGGACAAGCAGUUUCUCUGUACCGAUUCCUUCCAAAUGUCAUAAUGCGGGCCAGCUCCACAGUAACAGUGUGGGCAGCAGCAUCCAAAGGAAAACAUCAGCCACCAUCUGAUUUUCUUUGGAAGGAACAAAGCACGUUUAGAGCAAGUCCAGAUUGUACAACAAUCCUGUGCAAACCGAACGGUGAAGCUGUUGCCUGGUACACUCCUAUUCACUGGAAGCAAGUGUGGAAAAAAUUAGAGACCGACAUUGAAUUUAACAGAAGUUCAGUAGUAACACCUACAUUCCGAAGGCAUAUGCUUUUGUGGACAACAUAUUCAAACCCAAUAAAUGAAGAAAAACAAGAUCAAACUAAGGAAGAUACCUCAGAACGUGACCAAAAACAAGUGCAAUUUCUUAAGAGAGAAAAGGAAAUGCCACCAACCCUUUUCCCCAACCACAGUCCUUGGUGCAACAGUCCCUAUGUGCCUGCACAUCCCUACUGCUCUCUGAUUAGACCAAAUGAUGAAUAUACUACUACUAGAACCAGCUCAGAUAGACAGCCCCAGUCUCAGUCAACCAGGGCUGAUCCAGCUCCAGAGACCAAGAAAGAGAAAGAAAUCUAAACUACAAAAGAAAUAAGCAAUCGACUCAAUCUUUAAAACUGUCUCCAUUUGUGUGAUUAUCAUGUUCAUUUUGGAAAUAUAAACAUGCAACCAAAAGGGCUCUGGUGAUGGCCAGUGAGUGAUCUCAUCCUAACAGACUUCCCUCCCAACUUCUUUCCCCUCCAAGACUUGUAAAGGAAAAACAUGAAACAAGGGGUAUGUAA
Messenger RNA from Heterocephalus glaber (naked mole-rat), 1629 nucleotides. Lineage: Eukaryota; Metazoa; Chordata; Mammalia; Rodentia; Bathyergidae. The record is from RefSeq and is a predicted model, not a curated record.